This is a messenger RNA of Ixodes scapularis (black-legged tick), 3681 nucleotides long. RefSeq names its product protein PRRC1. Gene Ontology annotation, molecular function: protein kinase A regulatory subunit binding. The coding region runs from base 73 to 1338 and encodes 421 amino acids. Gene Ontology annotation, cellular component: cytoplasm. The transcript has 8 exons. Lineage: Eukaryota; Metazoa; Arthropoda; Arachnida; Ixodida; Ixodidae. The record is from RefSeq and is a predicted model, not a curated record. Gene Ontology annotation, biological process: activation of protein kinase A activity.
CCAUCACCCAAGCAACACUGGUCUAGACGUGGCGACAGUUCGUGUUUUGUACUCCCGUCGCAUCUCGCCAAGAUGAUGGAAGAGGCGGCAGACGACACAAACGGCGACUCCACGUUCGAGUUCGUGGGAGUUAAGGAUGCGACUGGCCACCAAGACGCCGCCGACAAACAGCCGGACGGCGGCAACAGCAGCACGGGGACUGGCGACAAACCACCGUCGUCCGCACCACCCAUCGUUGCCACAACAAAGCAGACAAUGUUCCAACCUGCCUCGCCGCAGACGACGACCCAGGCGCAGAUUCCUCCUCGACCAAUCACGUCGCCGUUUCAACUGACUCAAAUGCCUACAUAUGCCGUGCCAGCGCUGCCCACUGUACCAAACGUAGCGCCAGCUGCCGCUGCACCGGGACCACAGAGUUUUGUGUCGAGCUUCCAGCCUCAGCCGGGUUAUCAGCCUCAGCCGGGUUAUCAGCCUGCCACACAGCAACCAGCAGUGGCUCAGCCGCCACCACCUCAGCAAUAUUACACCCCUGAAACUAACUAUGAGGCUUACAUUGGAUCUGGGGACCAGUCGUCCUUCUCGUUGUCCCUUCCGACGGACUACGAACAGGGCGUGCCCCACUCUUCGGCAGGUGGGGCCCCGACAGCUGGGGUCUGGGGCUGGUUCAAGGGAAACGACUUCCUCAACAAGGUGGCCGAGAAGGCCAAGAACUCUGUGGAUUCCAUGAUUACUACACUGGAUCCUGGGAUGAAGGAAUUUAUUUAUUCUGGAGGUGACAUCGACGUCCUGGUGGCGUCUGACGACGAACUGCGCGUGAUUGGUCCGAUCCGCGAGGCCUUCCAGAAGGUGUUUGGGAGGGCCACCGUGACGGGCAUCUCCAUGCUGCCUUCCAACAUGGCUCCCCAGCCGGUUGGAUUUGCGGCCGGAUUGCAGGCGGCCGAAGACAAGAUCACCUCCCUCCAGCAGACGGGACGUGCAUCGCCCGCACAGCCGACGAUAGCCAUAGAGAAUUUCAUUGCAGAGAUGACCUCGGAAAGCUGGUUCGACCUGUGCUGCCUGGUGCUCAAGGACGGCACCCACAACGUCUGCCUGCACACCUUCGGGCAGCCGACACCCGUACCCGCCGAAGUCGUGGCGGAGAUCCAGGACCGGACUCCGGCGGACUACCCGCUACGCUGGUGCGGCCUCGCCGUCACGGUCGGCGAAGUCGCCGGACCGCGGCUCUGCGUGCCGCAAUCCGAGUGGCGCGCCGUGCUGGGCGGCGUCGGAGAUGCCCAGCUGAUCGCUUCCGCCGCCUACACACUCGCCACACUGUACCGGAGGUCGUUGCACCGGUGACCUCGGGGUCAUUGAUCUCGUUCCCCCACCCCAACCAGCAAAUCUGAGACUCUUGUGCCGUAGUCCCACUAGAUUGACAAACAAAGGUAACAGACGCCGGUAAGCCUCAGGCAUGUGUAGGAUGCAUGCAAAGGUGUCUUCGGAAGGCUUGUAAUCACUCGUGUGUACAAUACGAGCUGAAACAUUCAGUCCUAUGCGUACAGCUUCCACAAGCUCUAUUAGUAUCUCUCAAAUUGUGAAAGAGUUCAAAGAUUGAGGUCCAAGCUUUCUGUACCAACACAUUUUAGCACAAAAGCUUUUUUAAGACCGACAGCUAAACUGAAGAAGCACGGUGGGUUGUUUCGGCUCGUAUUGGCUGCAGGAGUACCUUUGCGUGCACGCUGCACAAGUUUGAGGUUGGUCGGUGUCGGUUGCUUCCGUUUGUUGCUCUAGUGGGAUUCAAGCGUUGGCGAGCGACGUCACUCAAAGGAGUGGCCGUGAUAUUUCAGGAUUUUGGGGACGCACGUUUCGUGUUGCCGGUUUUGAGGACUGUGAUCGGCUGUGGCUGAGGUCGAUGCGGUUUCUAUAGUCCUUGCACGGCGUCUUUUUUUUUGUUGCGUGUAAUUUUUUUAUUAACUACUUGGCUGCGAGAGUUACGAAUACAGCUGAUGCGAUUCUGUUGUCCUGAGCGAAAACAAGGUUGCACCGAAUCAGUUUCGUAGCGUACAAAACACAUUGCGGUGUUACUGUGUUCUAGGUUGAUUUCUUCACUUUUUCUUUUCCACAUCUAGUAUCUUGGUUCUCAUAACCUUACCCAGCUGUUUCAGCCGCUGCUAUUGAAUGUUACAAAGAUGGGUCUGGAAGCUAACAGAUUGCAAUGGUGCCAAUGUGAGCUUCGGGUCUCUCUUAUCAUGCACUCGGGACUGUCCUUUUAUCCUUUUUGGGUGCCGUUUGCAGAGCCUUUGUUCUGUUCUUUAGAGUCAUUGCUGAGCCAAGAAGUUUGCAGACUUGCGACUGAAGUAAUUCUUGCCCUACUGUUGUUUAUGCUGUGCGACGUCUUCGGUGAUUGUAUCAAUUUAAUGUUUACAGAGAUUAUCGAAUUCUUGGCAAGAGUUAUUGCUAGGGCUAUUGUGCCAAGACCCGCACGCUUGUGUAAUGAUUUAUGGGAAUGCUCAUUGGUGCUAUAGUUGGUGGAAAUGCCAGAUUUUUCUUGUAAAUGAAAUUAUGAAGCAUGUUUCGUUUUUUCUCAGCCAUGUACGCCGUUUGAUUGGACUUGUUCGAUUUCCCCUUCUGCUCCAGGUCUUCUCGAGUGUGUUGAAACAUUAUCUUUGAGGCACAUGUGGUUACUUUUGUCUCGAUUAAACGUGGUGUUCCUUUGCCCCUCUAGUUUAGCAUAGAUUCCGUUAGACAUGUUGUAAAAAAACAAUAAAGGGUUAGUUGUACCAACCUUUUCUAUGCAGAACUGGCAAGUGAGUGAUUAUUGUGUUUUUAUCUUUUGUAAAGGGCUGUGUUGUAACAGUAUUGAAUAACGAUGGGGUUGGGGUUAAAUUUGCACAUUAAAAAAUCAAUGCCAGUCAGACGUCUGUUUAUUUCUACAAUCCAGGGCCCUGCAUAUCUUGUUUUCCUGGCGUGUGCAAGUUUGGUUUGUGCUAACUUGACGUAGAGUGUAACACAGCAUGAAAAAACUAAUUUUUUUUUACUUUUACUAGUAAAACUGUGUCAACAAUACUGGUGCGAUGGACUGCAGACGUUUGCAGUACUGACUUGGGAGGCAAAACUUGGUGUGCCCUGACACCUUGUCUAAGCUAAGUAUAAAAGAGCACCAAUCUUGUGUUCAUACUAACUGAAACGCACAGUGUAUAUGGUGCGCAUAAAAUUUUUGGACGACGAGUCUAUACUCUGCCUACCAUUUUGUGUUACGUUGCCAAGACUAGUGUAGCGUCUGUAGUGUUCCAACUCUUCAAAGCCAGUUAUGAGAGCGCAUGUGGAUGAACCACAAGACAAAGCCACGUGCUCUAGCUAGCAGUAGUGUUGGGCUGCGGUACCUAUGCUAGCCUUGAAAAUGGGGCACAAGGUAGUUAAUGCAAAGUACAGAAAUGCACCGCUUCCAAGAAAGAUAACCUGCAUUCUGUGGCACCAACAUGUGACACCAGCAAAAACUAUUACAAAAUAUAUAGCCAGUGCAUGCCAGUCAUGUUGCAUUUGUUGGGUGAUGAAUGACUUUGCUCAUUUUUAACUUGUUUUUUUUUUUUUUUUUUAGAAAGGUGUGUUUGUGGCUAGUGCAUGGCCUGGUGGCUGCACUAACAUUCCAUGGUACCUUGUGUUUUCUUUGGUUAUGCCGAAUAAAGUACAGUUGUGGUGGCA